UCCUUUUUCGGUUUCCUGACGCCAUACUCUUUCUGCAUUUCAUCCACUGUUCACUUUCUCUCUCUACAACUGUUCCUCUUUCUCUCUCUAUAACAUCCGGAAAACCGCUCUGUUUUCGCCGGUAAACCGCUCGUUUUCCGGCAAUCCUCUCCGGCGAUUAAGUUCUGACGUCAGCGAUCACACACUGACCAGAGCUACGGUGAUAUCAAUUAUCACCGUCUUGCUGACGUCACAGAGUUUUCACCGGUGAAAAUUCUCCGAUCUCUGUGUUUGAGGCGGUUUCGAGGUAAUGUGGCGGAGAUACACGACGGAGAUCGUGAUUUCCGGUUGAAUUUUGUCGUUGUGUAACCGUUUUUGUUCGUUCAUUUCGUUUUCGUGUGGUUUUGGUGAAGUGAGAGAAGACGGAGGCUUCCGGCGAGAAAGUUCGGAAUGAUAUGGUGGAAGGAAGGGUUUGUUCUUCCCGAGAGGAUACACUAAACUAUCUGAAGCACAAGAGGCUUCAGCGGAUGGGAUCUGGCACUGUGAAUGAUGCUACAUUUGCGUCUAACCUAAUGACUCGAAGCAGAGGAGAUGCUUUAAGAGGUUCUGCAUCUUCUGGUGAUAGAUUAUCCAGCACUCUGGAUUUAUGUGGUAGAGAUAAUAUGUCAAACCAAAAGUUUGACUUGAAUGAUCUUGACUGGACGGAUAAAGUUCCAGAGUGCCCUGUAUACUUUCCAAGUAAAGAAGAGUUUGAGGAUCCUUUGAUUUAUCUGCAAAAGAUCGCUCCAGAAGCUUCACGAUUUGGUAUAUGCAAGAUUGUUUCUCCUUUAAGUGCCUCAGUUCCUGCUGGAAUAGUUUUGACGAGAGAGAAAGUUGGUUUUAAGUUUACUACAAGAGUGCAACCUCUUCGUCUCGCUGAGUGGAAUACCGAUGAUAAGGUCACCUUCUUCAUGAGUGGAAGAAAUUACACGUUCCGUGAGUAUGAGAAAAUGGCGAACAAGGUUUUUGCUCGUAGAUAUCAUAGUUCUGGAUGUCUUCCUGCUACAUAUGUAGAAAAAGAAUUUUGGCAGGAAAUAGCUUGUGGAAAGACGGAAAGCGUUGAAUAUGCAUGUGAUGUUGAUGGCAGUGCUUUUUCAUCUUCUCCAACUGAUCAACUUGCAAGUAGCAAAUGGAAUCUAAAGAAAGUUUCAAGACUGUCCCGUUCUAUUCUACGUCUGCUUGAAACAACUAUUCCGGGAGUUACUGAGCCUAUGCUUUACAUUGGGAUGCUAUUUAGCAUGUUUGCUUGGCAUGUAGAAGACCAUUACUUGUAUAGCAUGAAUUUUCAUCAUUGUGGAGCCGCAAAAACAUGGUAUGGUGUUCCUGGUCACGCUGUUCUGGAUUUCGAGAAGGUUGUUCGACAAAACGUGUAUACUAAUGACAUUUUAUCAACUGAUGGCGAAGAUGGUGCUUUUGAUGUUCUUUUGGGAAAGACAACCAUAUUUCCUCCGAAUAUUCUAUUACAACACGGUGUUCCGGUUUAUAAAGCUGUUCAAAAGCCCGGGGAAUUCGUAGUGACAUUUCCGCGAGCAUAUCAUGCAGGAUUUAGUCAUGGUUUCAAUUGCAGCGAGGCUGUAAAUUUUGCAAUUGGUGAUUGGUUCUUAUUAGGAUCAAUAGCUAGUCAUCGUUAUGCGCUUCUAAACCGGACACCUCUUCUUCCUCAUGAGGAACUUUUAUGUAAAGAAUCCAUGAUUCUUCGUUCAAAUAUGGAGUAUGAGGAUCAAUCUUGUGAAGAUAUGGUAUCUCAUAGAAACAUUAAAGUAGCAUUUGUGAACCUAAUCCGUUUCCAACAUCGGAUUCGCUGGUGUCUAAUGAAAUCAAGAGAAUACAUGGGUGCUUCCACACAUUGUCAUGGAACCAUUCUUUGCAGUGUUUGCAAACGCGACUGUUAUGUAGCGUAUAUUAACUGCAACUGUUAUCUACAUCCUGUGUGCCUUCGCCAUGAGUUUAAGCUACUUAACCUACCUUGUGGAGACAAAUUUACAAUCUCUGUAAGGGAUAAUAUCUUAGACAUGGAGGCUGUAGCCAGGACGUUUGAGCACGAAAAAGAUAUCAUAAACGAGGUUCAACAGCAAUCUGGAAUUUCUUCCGACAUGAUUCUACUAUCUAAACUGUAUCCACUAACUGAACACGAAGCAUAUGAUCCAUAUUGCAAAAUUGAGUUUGGACCUGAUUUGAAUACUUCUACCGUCUGUACGUCAUCAGAUAGUUUAUCUUUACUCAACCAUCAGGCAAAAGGUGAUAGUGAUUUCCCUGUCGAUGUUAAAGUUACAUAUCAAGAAAGUGAUGAUUCUGACUCGGAAACAUUUAGGGUCAAACGUCGUUCAUCUUUAAAGUCAGAGCACAGAAAUACACAUGAUUCUGUUCCUCCAGGUUUUGAAAAUCAGGGGCUAAAACGAUUGAAGAGAUUACAGCUAGAAGCUGGCUCUCGGCAUGAUUCAGCAUCCGAGUGUUCCAUUCACUCUAAAGAAGCCAAAGAAAGCGUAUCAAACAAAGGAAGCAUCACUCACAUCUCAAUAAAGUACAAGAAAACGGGAAACGAAGAAGUUGUGAGCAAACACAGAGACUAUGAUUUGAACCACGAACCACUGCCUCUAGAAAAUGGUCCAAAACGACUUAAAGUUAAAGGCCCAUCGGUUAUAGGGUUGGACAAUGCUACGUCGUUUUGAAUACUGAUUUCUUAGAGCUUGAGUGCUUGACCUUUUUUUAACUUGGAUCCAAACAGGGUUUCUAAAUUCUAACAACACAUGGAAGCAGCAGCAAAUUGACACAUUUUUAGAUGAAAGAAAAGUAUACUUUUUGUGCAGGCCUCGUAUUGGGGCGUGAUUGGCACGUUGGCGGAUUCUAAUGGUUCUUGGGCUGGGCUUUUUUUAAGGGCUUCGGCUGGAGAUCCUUUCUUUCUCUCAUUUUCAGCAAAAAUUUUAGGUAAGCAGUCAUCAUUUUAGCGGUUUAUUUUGAUGUACAUCUUGUUGUUAACUGUUGAUUAGUUUGGUGAGAUGAAAACAUCACAUAGUUCUUUCAUUCUUUGGUAGCAAAAUAAAAUCCAUAUUUUUUUACCACUUUGUUCAUUUUUUUAAAAAAGGUUAUCUUGUUACUUUCCAAA
Messenger RNA from Helianthus annuus (common sunflower), 3121 nucleotides. RefSeq names its product lysine-specific demethylase JMJ706. The transcript is spliced from 11 exons. Lineage: Eukaryota; Viridiplantae; Streptophyta; Magnoliopsida; Asterales; Asteraceae. Gene Ontology annotation, biological process: chromatin remodeling. Gene Ontology annotation, cellular component: nucleus. Bases 435 to 2687 code for a protein of 750 amino acids. The record is from RefSeq and is a predicted model, not a curated record. Gene Ontology annotation, molecular function: histone demethylase activity.